Messenger RNA from Rotaria sp. Silwood2, 1740 nucleotides. The record is from the annotation of a GenBank genome assembly. NCBI's taxonomy places the organism in Eukaryota, Metazoa, Rotifera, Eurotatoria, Philodinida, Philodinidae.
AUGUUCACACGUCCUCCUAUACGUGUAAUUAUUAUAUUCAUGAUAUGUGUUUGUAUUCCUAUGAUUGUUAUUAUUUAUCGAAAUUUUGCUAAUAAUAUGUUUCGUAUCGAAAUUAGUCAAUUUUAUCUUCCAUUAUGCAAAUAUUCAUCCAGAAUCACUGAUAAUCGCAUAGUUUUCGAUAAUACAUCAUAUUUUAUUCCGCACUAUCCUGAAUUUAUCUGUCCACAAAAUUUUCGAAAUUUGGCUGAUUGGAUUUUCAGUUGGCCUAAAAAUACAUUCAAUGAACAUAUUGAAAAUAACGCUAAUGAUAGUUAUGCGAUUGUACCUAAUCUUCCUCAUGGCAGUAUUAUCUAUCUUCAACCUAAUGGAAUUUUAACCUUUUUUCGGGGAAUUUAUCCGUAUCUCCAGAAUAAAUUCGUAUUAAUUACUGGUCAAAGUGAUUAUUCAGUGCCAGGUCAAUAUCUUUAUUAUCUUGAAAGAUCCGAUUCAAAAAUUAUUCAUUGGUUUGGUCAAAAUGGAGAUAUCGAUGCAUUGAGAAGUGAACGCUUUACUCAUAUACCAAUUGGUAUCAAUUGUUUUGAAAUGGCAAAAAGUAUUCGAAGUAUUCAUCGAGAAUAUCGUAAUUAUACUCUUCCAUCGGUAGUCAAUAAAAGUGUUGAUGAACCAUUUCAUUAUAUACAACCAUUCGAUAUUACACAAAGGGUUUUAAAUAGUAAUAAUCAAUCUGAUAAAUUACUUCUUCUCAACUUUCAUCCUGACACUGAUCCAGAUGGAUUACGUCGAAAAUUAUGGCAAAAUAUUUGUGAAAAUAAAAAAAAAUAUUCAUUUGUUACGUGUUUUGAUAAGCCUUCAGGAGUAGAUAUAGAAAUUUUACAAACUAUUUAUAAACGAAAUCGUCAGUAUCCAUUAUGGUUAUCACCUCGUGGUAAUGGAAUUGAUUGUCAUCGAACAUGGGAAGCUCUGUAUCUUGAUGCUAUUCCAAUUGUUUGGCAUUCAACAAUUGAUUCAUUAUAUUCAGAUUUACCUAUUAUAAUUAUUAAUAAUUGGAAUGAAAUCAAUGAACAAUUUCUUCGAAAUAAAUUAUAUGAAAUAGCUUUAAAAAAGCUUCAACAACCAUCCGAAACUCAUCGUUCUUUAUCUCGACCUCAAUCAGCUCGAAGUAAUUUUCUUCAUGCACAUGAAAAUACUGGACCGCAAUAUCUUCGAUCACAAUCUGUAUCUGGUUCACGUCGAGGUUCAAUCGCUUCAUCUGUUGAUUUAAGUACAGCACAAAUAGAUAAUAAAUCAAAACCUGAUUAUGUAAAGAUAAAUUCACAAUAUGUAAAAAAUAUUCCAAAAGUCCGUAAAACAAUGAGUGAAGAAGUCGUCGAACAAGUACGUGCAAAAAAAGAACAACAAUUACAAGAUUAUUAUGAAAAACAAAAAGGCCGUGUACCUGAUUAUAUUGAAAGAAUUAGAGAAAAACGAACACAAGAAAUAGAUGAUGAACGUGCUAAUGCACCCGAUCCCGAUUGUCCGGCUGGUCAUGUCAAAGUUGAUAAUGAAAAACGUUUAUCAACAUUACGACAACUUGAACUAAGUCGAGCUGAACUUGAAAAAAAAAUUAGUCAUUUACCUAUUCGUAACGAUUCAUUAACACUUCGACGAACAAAAGAAGACAUUGAAAAGAAAAUUAUUGAAUUAGAUGAAGCUAUUAAAAUUUUUUCUAAACCAAAAGUAUUUGUUAAACUUGAAGAAUGA